GCCAGAGAUUCCUUUUCCUUCGUAUCGGCGGUCCUCUCUCGGGGGCGUGUUCUGCGACGGUUGGUCGAAAAAGCGGUGCUGGAGAUUGUGCCCGCAGACAUUCGCAUGAGCAACGUGGACGUCUGCCGUGCGUACCUAUCUCCCGAAGGCUUGGACCGUGCCAGGAAGGUGCUGCGAGGAUCAGUGGUCAAGGCUAUCAAGUCCCUUGCUGAGCAAUUGGACCAGACCUACAAGUGGCUGGCGUGGACGCGAAGCAUCGCCCGACCGCAUGGGGCAAUCCUGGCAGAAGAGAGCGAGGAGAUGAUCACCGAUGCAUGGCGUGGAAUCGUCACAGAGGUGGCCAACAUCCUCCGCACCUUCGAGCUUCCAAUGGUAGAUCCCUCCAGAGAGCUUCUGCUGCUGUAUAGCAAACUCUUGGGCCGAGUUUUGCCAGAGCUAUGCCCAGUUCCAAACGGCUGUAUCUCUGCCAUCCUCCAGAAGGUUCCGUCUACCUCCACGGUAAGCCUGGUGUCUUGGGACAAAAUGACUCUUCCGGACAAGAGUGAAGUGCUGGUGGUCCUCGAGAACCCAGAGGCGCUGUUGCCCAAAACUGGAGUGCACUCAGGUUGGGAAAUCGACCUCCGCCAGCCCUUACCCGAUGCACUGACGAGCGAGAGCCGUGAGUUUCUGAAACUUCCAGGCCGCGCAUUCGCGUGCAAACUGCCGCAAGGGAAGCCAACCUGGGAGGUCAUCCGGCCUUUUGAGAAAGCGGCCGAGGGGCUGCCCGACAAGGCUUUCUGCUUCUGCGCCGCGCGCAUUGGGGCGGACG
Symbiodinium pilosum is the source of this 808-nucleotide messenger RNA. The record is from the annotation of a GenBank genome assembly. Lineage: Eukaryota; Dinophyceae; Suessiales; Symbiodiniaceae.